AUGGCACCACAACCAUUGGAACAGGGAGGAGCGGUGACGAGCUUCAUCCCAACGGGGCAGGAGAUGGCCCAACGGCAGAAUCUGAUCCCGUUAGGACGUUUGAUAGAUUUCAUCAUUCAGCGAACAUACCACGAGUUGACGGUGCUUGCCGAACUACUGCCCCGUAAAACCGACAUGGACCGCAAGAUCGAAAUUUAUAACUUUUCCGCCAGCACACGGCAACUGUUCAUUCGUCUGCUGGCCCUGGUAAAGUGGGCCAACUCGGCAUCCAAGGUGGACAAAUCGGCCAAGAUUAUGGGUUUCCUGGACAAACAGUCGAUGUUGUUCAUAGACACGGCUGAUAUGUUAUCGCGCGUGGCACGCGAAACGCUCGUACACGCCAGGCUGCCCAAUUUUCACAUUCCUGCAGCGGUUGAAAUCCUUACCACAGGCAGCUACUCUCGACUGCCGUCCGUCAUCCGGGACCGGAUAGUGCCACCGGAUCCGAUAACGCCGGCAGAAAAACGGCAAACACUGCAGCGCCUGAAUCAGGUCAUUCAACAUCGACUAGUAACGGGCAGUUUACUGCCCCAGUUGCGCAAAUUUCGCAUCGAAAACGGACGCGUCACGUUCAAGGUGGAUCACGAGUUUGAGGUGUCUUUGACGGUGAUGGGUGAUGCGCCGACCGUACCCUGGCGAUUGCUGGACAUUGAUUUCUUGGUAGAAGACAAGGAGACAGGCGAUGGUAAAGCGCUGGUGCAUCCGCUACAGGUGAACUACAUUCAUCAGCUAAUCCAGGGCCGCAUUGUGGACUGUACGGAUGCGCUGGCGGAAGUGUACACCUGUCUGCAUUACUUCUGUCAAUCGCUGCAGCUUGAAGUGCUGUAUACACAAACGCUUCGCCUAAUCCGCGAUCGGCUUGAUGAUCACAUCCACGUGGACGAAUAUGUCGUAGGUUCGCGGCUAACCGUUUCGUACUGGCGUGAGCUCACCAACAAGGAUCCCAAAUCGGAACUAGGCUAUCGGUUAACCAUUCAGACGGAUCCAAACGAUGCAGCGAAACAGCUUGCCAUCCUGCAUGUACCGUCAAUCGGUAACAAGGAAGCUGACAUUGCCGAUCGUGCCGUCCGCUCGGACUUGCUGUCCAUGGAACGACUGCUAGUGCACACGGUAUACGUGCGAUCUCUUGCGCGCCUCAACGACGUGAAAACUGAGCUGCAGCUGUUCCUUAAGGACGUUGAGUAUCACAUCCAAGGGACACCAGCCAUGCUGACCGUACCGGUGCUUAAUCCAUGCCUUCGCGCCGAACACAUCUACAUUACGGUCGAUACGCACACGGGAAUGUUACGGUGUCAUGUGCCCAAGCAUCUUGAUUGUCCAAUUAUGCCCGAAAUGCAACAUGCACUCAACAACGACUGGUCGAAGCUGCAGCAUCUGAUAUCGGAGUUGCGCUACUGGAUCACGCAACGAAGGUGUGAGAAAACGUUGCAACAUUUGCCAGCAGCAACGCAAGAUCGUUUGCCGUUGAUCUAUCCUCAAAACCACCCGAUCGCUCGAAUGGGACCGCAUAAGGUGUUUAUUCAACUGUACCGGCAUGCCAACGUCAUUUUGAUUGUUGAGCUGAAGGAAAAGAAAACGUGUCCCAACGAAAUGACCUACACCUUCUAUUUGGUGCUGGUGAAACCAUCCUCGGUCGAAGAGGGACAGUCACAGGAUGCGGCAUCCGCCGGUCAAAGCAGUACUACAUCCGGCACCGGAGGACAUGCAUCUGGCAACGAAACGACAACCGCCGCUAUGCCGAAAAUGUACCUUCGCGUGCUAUCGAUGAUUGAGUUCGAUACUUUCGUGGCAACUCAUGGGCCAGGCACGUACAUUGAUGAUCCCAGCACGACUAGCACUAGCAGCAAGCGAAAGAUUUCGCCCCUUGACAGUGCUCUGUCCAGCAUGGGACCUCCGUUAAAGCAGCAGAAAACCAUCUAUCCGGCGUACUUCAUCCCCGAGCUGGCGCAUGUCGUGGCGAUGUGCGACGAGAAGUUACCGUUUGUAACACUUGCCAAGGAGUUUACCAUGCGGAAGAUACCGCACGGUGGUCUCCAGGUGGAAGCGAAUGCAACCUCACUGGUGCUGAAGCUGCUGACACUUCCGCAACCGAAGCCGCCCCAGGCGCCACCUUCUGCUCAGCAACAGCAGCAGCAGCAACAACAGCAACAAUCCGGCCAAUCAGGGUCCGAUUCCAAGGCGGCCGCAGCAGCAUCGGCGAACGAACCGAAAACCGUACAUGUACCACCGAUCGAUAAACAGGUGUGGAAUGCAUUGUUGAAACGUUUGCUUUCUGUAUCGGUACGGGCGCAAGUUAACAAAAGCAAUCAAACACGGCUCUGGACGGUGGAGCUCGUUUUUUACGGUUCGCCACUGCCCAGUCUGCACCACAAGGAACAGGGUAUGCGUCGGGCCGUUUAUCUCCAGUACGAAAUGCAGCCCGUCGAAUCCGUCUCGAAGGUGGUCGAUCAACUGUUGAGCGAUUGGUCGAAGAUUGUGUACCUGUACACGCUGGUGCACGAGUUCCGCGAGCAGUUUAACAACGAAAAGUACAACCUGCAGAGCAUGGUGACGAUCAAAUCGUACAGCUACACCAACCUGCUGCUCGCCUACGGCCCUAACAAGGACGUCAGCGUGAACAUCUGCUGGGACACGGACGCCAAAGAGUUUCGGCUCGUCUUCACCGGUGGCAACAGUGCGAUCAACGCGCACUCGAUGAUGCGCGAUCAGCUGCAGGCGCAUCUGAACCAUAACUACAGCCUGGCACAGAUCGUACAUAUGCUACACGAAACCUAUCAACCGCUCAGUUCGAUCGCGAAAUUGCCGAUCAUACCGCAUCUGGCCAUUUUACAGUCACCCAAGAUCCCGGUACUGUCCUUCUGCAUCAUCCCACAGUCGCCGACGCUGCUGCGCAUCUCCUUCCAGGGUGUGUACUGUUUGGAGGUACGUUUCCGAGGCGGUGGCCUGUGCACCAUUCGGGAUGGCGCGUACAGUCGGUUCGAUCGAAGUCACGUCGUGGAAGAGUUCACCCCAACGCAAGGCCUGAAAGGAUUCCUGUCGAAGUACGUAGACGAAACGGCCGUUUUCCGGCGACGCUCACAGUCCGAGGAUGACAAUCCACCGUCCCCGGUGACGAUGGAGGAUCCGUCCGGACAUGGCGGUGCUGGCGGUGGUACCGGAGGAGGUAAUAAUGGUGGCGCUGGUGGUGGCGGUGGUACAGGGGGUGGUUCAAACACGUUCCUCAGCGGAGGUACUGGUAUGAGAGGCCCACAGAGUCCGCGCGACCCGGGUCUCCGCUUUGCGGCGCCUCUAACACCGCCCACCAGCUCGAACCCGCACACACCGGCUAGUCCGCAUCCGAUUGGUGGUGGCGGCGGUGCAGGUGGUGCUGGUGGUGGAGGAGCUGGAGGUACGGGGGGUCAGGGUGGGCAGCAACAAGGUCAUAUGAAUAAUUUCAACAUGACUUCACCGCCAGCAUCUCACAUGCCGCAUCCGUCACCGAGCGGAGGACUCAUGCCAUCGUCCCCACUGAAUGCACAACCAAGCCCGAUGGCAGCACACUCGCCCGGCCCUAGCAGCUUGCCGUACAUGCAGAGCCACACGGACGGCAGUCCAUUCGCAGCCCUCUCGCCAGCCGCAUCGAACUGGCCCGGAUCCCCGGGAAUGCCUCGACCAUCACCGCGUCCCGGUCAAAGUCCGGAACAUAAAGUACAAACGUCCCAUCAUUACACGUCGCGUGUUUUGCCCGCGCGCUCGUGGGCUGGUGCGAUACCGACAACGCUGACUUAUGAAGCGCUCGAUACACUUUGUCGAGCAACGUCCCAUCCGCAAAAGGAAGUUCCGGGACCGGAGUUGAGUCCGCUCGAGCGCUUCCUCGGUUCGGUGUUUAUGCGCCGGCAGCUACAGCGUAUGAUUCAUCAGGAGGAAAGCCUGAUGGCAAUUACCUCGAAUGAACCGGGUGUUGUGGUAUUUAAAGCGGAUUGUCUGCAAUACCAAGUCUUCCUCAAUCCCAACCACAUGCAAUCGCUGCACCUGAAGGUGGACCAGCUACCGAUGGGUCCCAUGAUGGACGGAAAGCCUCCGUACCAGUGGGCCGCUCAAGAUCUGCAAAUCUUGGAACAGUUCUUCGAUCAGCGUGUGGCCGCACCGCCCUACCGUCCCGCGGUUAUGACCAGCUUCACGCGCAUGCUAAACCUACCCGCUAAGGUGCUAAAGGACUUUAUCCAGAUAAUGCGCCUAGAUCUGAUGCCGGAGCUAGUGCAGGGCAACAAGUGGAACGUGCAGUUUGUACUGCGCGUUCCACCAUCGGCCACACCGAUCGUACCUGUCGGCACCACGACGAUCCUGUCCCACAGGCAGAAGAUACUGUUCUUCAUACAAAUUACGCGCGUCCCGUACAUGCCGAACAUGGAGUGGAAAGAUGCGGUUACGAUGCUGCUCCCGAUGGUGUACGAUAUGAACAUGAACCACACGACACUGGCCGAGCGGCGCGAACCGAUGCCACCGCAGCUGAACAGUGCCGUCAGUGCGCACCUGCGCCGUUUCUCCGAAUGUUCCGUACUGUUGCCCGAUGAAUGUUCCCUCUUCCCAGCCGUACACGAUUUGCUCCUAACACUAACACUACCGAACGAACCGCCGGCACCGGGACAAAUGCAGAUGCAGAUGGGUGGAGUAAUGCAACCUGGAGGCGGACCGGGUGGUCCGGGCGGACCCGGCGGUCCGAUGGGAGGACAGAUAGGAGGGCCCUCGCCGCAAGUUGUGCCCCAGGUUGGUUCUAGCCCGGGUCCAAUGAUGCAUUCGCCGAUGCAACAGAUGGGCGGUGGCGGACAGCAACCAGGUGGUUACGGUGGUAUGGUAGGAGGUCCCGGUGGUGGCCCACAAUCGGGCGGCCCUGGCGGUGGUGGUCCCGGUGGACCAAACUAAACGGAGGUGUGUAAAUGGAGGCAGUGUG
Messenger RNA from Anopheles moucheti, 4969 nucleotides. It is a transcript of the gene MED14, whose product is annotated as mediator of RNA polymerase II transcription subunit 14. The transcript has 6 exons. The record is from RefSeq and is a predicted model, not a curated record. Gene Ontology annotation, cellular component: core mediator complex; mediator complex. Gene Ontology annotation, molecular function: transcription coregulator activity. Lineage: Eukaryota; Metazoa; Arthropoda; Insecta; Diptera; Culicidae. Gene Ontology annotation, biological process: regulation of transcription by RNA polymerase II. The coding region runs from base 1 to 4941 and encodes 1646 amino acids.